Messenger RNA from Colletotrichum higginsianum IMI 349063, 612 nucleotides. RefSeq names its product Infection structure specific protein. The transcript has a single exon. The record is from RefSeq and is a predicted model, not a curated record. Lineage: Eukaryota; Fungi; Ascomycota; Sordariomycetes; Glomerellales; Glomerellaceae. The coding region runs from base 1 to 612 and encodes 203 amino acids.
AUGCGUGUCACCACCGCUGUCUUCGGCGCCCUCGCCGCCACCGUCGUGGCCGCCGAUGAGAUCCGCUUCAACAACAUCCACAAGAGAAUCGAGCCGACCAAGAUCAUCCAGGUCCUUGAGGCCCGCGGCACGCCCGAGUGCACCAGCGCCAUCUACGCCUUCGUCGACGCCGUCACCGGCUCCGACCCCCUCCCCACCCCGCCCCUGGAGCUCGAGAACUGGGCCGCCACCGCCGACCUCGCCAGCUCCGCCGCCGACCCUUGCGAGACCUUGUCCGUCACCGGCUCCAUCGCGCCCGUCUACACCUCGUGGUACAGCUCCAUGGAGUCGUGGCGGGCCGCCCAUAUGUCCGAGAUGAGGGACGUCUGGCACGAGUGCACCGACAUUCCCCUCGUUUCCGCCGAGGUCCAGAGCAUCCUUCAGUCGGGCGGCCUCUGCAGCAGCAAGCUGGCCGAGCUCACCUCCGAGGGCUCCGGCACGGCCGCCGCUACCGGCACGACGGGUGCGGGUGCGGGAGCGGCGACGGCCACCCCGAACUUCGCCCCCCGGGAAACCGGCAUGGCGUUUGCCGCCGCAGCGGCCGCCGGCUUCGUCUUCGCUGCGAUGCAGUAG